Molecule: messenger RNA, 2961 nt
Organism: Pyricularia oryzae 70-15
Lineage: Eukaryota; Fungi; Ascomycota; Sordariomycetes; Magnaporthales; Pyriculariaceae
Exons: 1
Coding region: 677-2761 (694 amino acids)
Molecular function (GO): zinc ion binding; protein binding
Source: RefSeq, a predicted model, not a curated record
UUAAUAAUUACUUACUCAACAGGGUACGGGUUGUUUAGUGUGUGUCAGCUUUCAAACAGUUGAUAUUAGCUUCUCCAGCCUUUCUUAGUCGUUCAAAGGUGUACUUACAAUUUACCCCUUUACACUGAUAUUAAGCACAUACCUACCCUGCAUUGUGUUCCGUCAGUCUAACUAAGGAGUAGCAAACAUGUGGGGUGAGGCAGCGAAAUUGAUUACAUCAGCGAGCACUCGGGGGCAAUCCAAGUCACUCACUCAGUAUGACGAUGGAUGAUUCAGGCCCCUAAUUAGCUCGCUUUGAACUACAGUACGUCUGUCUGGCACUAAUAACAACUUGGCAGGAAAUACAAUCGAUAACCGCGCAUCGGAAAGCACCGACUUCGGCUACUAUAGGAGCGUGAGGGCAAUUGAAAUAAUUUUCUACGUGCGUGAACCAAGCAUGGUUCAUUCCCAUUCAUGAUAUAACCUCGGACUCGACGCGGCUGGAAUUUCCCAAGAGCCUUGCUGAACCGCAACAUAUCCCGUAUGCAAUUGAUCACGUUAUAAAGCAAAGGCACCUCUUAAUUUCACUUGGAGGGCAUGAUUUCUUGUUCUCGUUCAACUUGACGGGGUCUGAAUAUACCGUUCUUGAUCGGUCAAUCAUUCAAGCCACCCAUCGCAAAAGCCUUGACCCGAAAUCAUGUCGACAACAGACAGGGGAGCCUCGGGAACCGAUUCCCAGCAGGCAGUGGCAGAAGUGUCCUCCUCACGCGUGGUGCCCAAGCCUGUGCCCCAGAGCCAAGCCAGAGAUACCAGGGCUUACCAACUCCAGCAGCUGAGGAAGCGCUAUUCUCCUAAAGAAUUGUCACCGAAUGGCGAGGGCGGCGUCGCCUAUCUGCAGUUCAGGAUGAAGCCUUCAGAUCCAGAUUUCCCUUAUGAGCUCGAUCACCUCGAGGUCGAGCUCAGGAUCCCAUCAACAUAUCCCAAAGAACCGCCAUCGCUGAGCGUCGAAAACCGAGACAUACCUCGCGGGUUUCGCAUAAACAUUGAGCGCGGUUGGGACAAGCUUGUGGCAGAACGCAAGGGCGCCAGCACGCUGCUUUCGCUUAUGAAUGCACUGGAUAGGAACCUCGAGACCUUCUUGUCUGAGCAAAAGGCCGAGACGGUCAAGAUGACCAUCUUCAAGGAUACGAGGCACCUCGAUGCGAUGGCUGCCGAGGCCGCCAGCCAACCGGAGACUGUGGUGCAACCGCCUCCACAGAGACGACCCCUGUACCGGCCCGAGACCUUUACCAGAGAGCAGGUCACGGAGGCAAAGGCUAUAAGGGCGCAGGAGACGAGGCAGCUCGAGGCGCGGAUGGGCCGGCUUCCACUGUAUCAAAAGUCGAGCGACGGAAUCGUGUACACCCUUCCGCUCGAUCCCAAAAGGCGGUCCGAACUCCCCGUCGGACUGAGACCUGUCAAGUCGGUGCAGCUCAUCAUACCACUCCUCUACCCACUGCAGCAGAUCCGGGUCCUGCUCAACGACGUCGCGUCGGACGAGGCCGAGCCCGUGGAGGAGAUAUUUGCCGAAAAGGCGGCAGCACAGCGGACCAUGAACCUGAUGAGCCAAGUCAACUACCUGACGCAGAAUAUUCAUGUGCUGGCAAGGCAGGUCCAGGCAAACAGAGAGGCUGCUCUGGCCGCGGAGCGCAUGCAGGCCAAGGUUGAGCGCAAGGCUGAAGAUGUGGACGGCCAUGGGAAGGCCGCCGCUCACGUUUCAUCUCUGGAUGAUGUCAAGGGCCACGUCAAGGUCAUCCCGCGACCACCAGAGUGGUCGUAUGGAAACGCAGGCGAGUCGGAAUCCGAUUCGGAGGACUCGUACGAUUCGGACGAGGAUGGACAAGGCGGUGCAAGCCUGGGGCCCCUAGAUGCCCAAGAACCCACGUCAAGUUCCACAAGGAUGACCGAAAAGGGCACGGCAAUCACUUUCCCGUCCAUCGAGCUGUAUGGCGUCGAGAUACUUGAGAUCAACACUCUGAGUGUCAGCGUCAAGUGCUUGCGCUGCAAGACAAACAACGACCUGGGUGGCCUCAAACACAACGUAGACAAGGUCAGCAGCUGCAAGAAAUGCGCCACCGAGUUCGUCGCCACCUUUCGUCCAGAGCUUGUCCACCAAAACUCCACCAGGGCCGGCUUCAUCAACCUCUCGGGCUGCACAGUCACCGACCUCCUGCCCAGCACCUUUGUGCCCACGUGCAGUAAAUGCUCGACGGCCGCAGCCCAGGGGUUCGUGUCUGUCCGCGGAGACGCCACGACCAACGUCUGCCGCGAGUGUCACGGUCGCUUCACCUUCAAGAUCCCCGAGGUCAAGCUGCAGAGCUACAGCUCAGGUGCCUCGGGCUCCCUCCCGCCGACCAGCGGGCCCCGGCGCAGGCAGGAGAAGCUGGGCCUGCACGCUGGCGACCCCCUGCCGGCCAGGGGCGCGUGCGAACACUACAAGAAGAGCUACCGCUGGUUCCGGUUCAGCUGUUGCGACAGGGUGUCGGCCUGCGACAAGUGCCACGACGCCGAGGCCGACGGGCACGUGCAUGAGUGGGCGAACCGCAUGAUCUGCGGUUGGUGCUCGCGCGAGCAAAACUAUAGAGUCGACAGCUGUGGCUUUUGCGGGCGGAGCGUAGUCGGUAGGAGGGGGACUGGUUAUUGGGAGGGUGGAAAGGGGACGAGGGAUCAGGUGCUGAUGCGUAGGAAUGAUAAGCGGAAACACCGGCGUAUUGGUGGUGGUGAGGGCAAAAAGAAGGAGUAAGAGUAGAAGAAUAUAGGGAGUUUUGUUGUUGAGCUGUCUAUAAUAAUACUCUUUCCAACAUUGACAAAGAAACAAAUAUCACCAGCCCGACAGAAACAGGAUGACAAAAGAUCAAACUGGGUUGUUUAUAUGCAACAAAUAUCAACCAAUCUUUUUUUUUCUUCUAAUAUUUGUGCCGUAGAGUGAAAGAUACAUGCCCA